Paramormyrops kingsleyae is the source of this 2882-nucleotide messenger RNA. Its product is annotated as T-cell differentiation antigen CD6-like. NCBI's taxonomy places the organism in Eukaryota, Metazoa, Chordata, Actinopteri, Osteoglossiformes, Mormyridae. The record is from RefSeq and is a predicted model, not a curated record. Gene Ontology annotation, cellular component: membrane.
ACACGAGGGGAAACCACUCCUGCUGGCAAGCAGCCAGAGGAUCAGAAGGGCCGUUAGGAGGCUGCAGCUCUUCCGAUGAGGCGCACAGAGUCAGAACGUCCCUCACCAGCUGCUGCUUCUGCUCCUCAGCAUCACCAUGGAUCUGCUCACGCUUCUCUCACUUUUCCAGACGCUGGCUCUCUGUCAAGCUUCUCGAAACGGGUCCACCUCCGGAUGGCAGAAUGAUUCCCUGCCUCAGCAGAAACAAGACCUCCAUAUCAAUCAGACCACGCUAUACUCCCCUUGGUUGUCCGGGGAAUGUUCUGGAACUCUGGGAGCCUAUCACGGUGAGCGACAGCUCGUCGUUGCACUUCCCCUGGCGUCCAGGGAGACAGCAGCAGAGCAAAUCUGCUUAGAUCUGGGCUGCGGAGGAAUGAUCAACGUGAGCGAGGGCGCAGUCCCUCGUGGCAGCAGCCUGCUGACAAACUGCACGUACUCAGAGGACGGCCUGAGGAACUGCACCCUGGAAACAGCGUGGGGAAACGGCCCCGGGACCACAGAAAUCAUCUGUGAGCACCAGCUGGUCCGGCUGGCGGGUGGCGAGGACCGCUGUACCGGGAGGGUGGAGCUGCGGAGCGCUGGGCAGUGGGGCACGGUGUGUGACGACGGCUGGGACAUGCAGGCCGGGCACGUGGUGUGUGCCCAGCUGGGCUGUGGCUACGCGCUGAACGUGACGGGCCAGGAUGGCCUCUUCAAGCCGGGAAGCGGGCCCAUCCACCUCGAUGACGUCAACUGCACCGGCACCGAGAGAAGUCUCUGGAAUUGCCUGGCCUCACACCACAGCCAGGACUGUGGCCACAAGGAGGAUGCCGGGGUGGUGUGCUCAGAGAUGAGAGCGGUGCGACUCACGGGCGGCCUGGACCGCUGCUCUGGCAGGGUGGAGAUCCACCGCAACGGCAGCUGGGGCACGGUAUGCGACAACAGCUGGGCAAAGCAGGAGGCCGGCAUGGUGUGCUCCAUGCUGGGCUGCGGCCCACCUGAGCAGUUCACGGCGUUCGACCACCACCUCCCGCACAGCAACGACACGCACUGGUACUUCUUCUGCAAAAGGCAACACACAAAUCUGUGGCAAUGCAGAGAGAUCAUCAACCACCACUUCCUAUGCAAGGACUCAAAAGCGGCCAUGCUCAUCUGUAACGGGUCCCUCGGCCUUAUCCCUGAUGCAACACCAGCGACGAUCUUCACUCCUCUGUCCUGGAGCACAGGUCCGACGUCGACACCAGAGCCAGGCGGGUUGUUCCUCGCUCUGUCCCCGCCGCUGUGGGGCUGCUUGGCUCUGUCGCUGGUUCUGAUGCUGGUGCUCCUGGUCAACUUGGUGCUGUGCUGCUGGUGUCGGUGGAAAUACACUUUCGCGGUUCAGCAGGGGAUCGUCAAACCCCAGGCACAUGCCAACGCUCAGCCCAAUGAGUACAGGGGCACCCUGGACGUCCUCAGGAUAGCCAGUGACCCCUCGGAAUAUGACGCUCCACCUGUUUGCAUGACUGUGCUCCACCAAAGCAGCGUGGAUUCCUCCCUGGAGCCAGACUAUGAGUACCAGGACCCCAGCGGCCGGGCAGCUCUUUCCACCUUCCAGAACUCCCUUCGCAAUAGAGAAGACAGCAGCAAUCCCACCAUGAAUCCCGAUGCUCUGUACUGUCUUCCAGAAACAGAUCAGCAUGAUAUAACGGCAGAAGAAAGCUACCCCCAAGCUGUUGACCAGAAUGUCACCCCAAGUGAAGACUCAUUUGAUUCAUCCAGCACUUCUUCCGGGGAAUGCUAUGUGAACACAGACAACACCAGCUGUCCAUUGCUGGUGGAUACUGUCCCGGAGCAGAGUGCAGUUAGCCAGAAUGGCUACAGCGGCCUGGCGCUCAAAGGAGAGUCCAGCUUGCAUUCUGAGGGACACUAUGGGAGCACACCUAGUGGGAGUGAUUAUGAUGACAUCGCCAACUACUGGCACUAAGAGGAACUGCACCUGCCCCUCCCCCAGCACCACCUGGUGACAGUUGUUCCCAUUCAAGCAUUUCUUUGAUGUGCCUCACCACUCGUUACACAUUUGACAGAUUUACGAGAUGCUUAUUGUUUUAGAAUGUACAAUGAAAAAGAGGUGCAAAUUGGGGUCAUAAUAUCAGCCUGAAUGAUUUUUUUCCUAAUGGAUUCUCCAUGAUUCAGUGAUGUACAGCACAGUUUUCUUAUACAUGUAAAGGUGCUCAACUUUACCGAGGGACACAGUCUGAGAGUUAUUAUAAUGUUCGUUUGCACACUGACCCUUAUCACCAUUAUUCCGGAGGAUGGACGUGUUGAAAGAUCCACCGUGAAGAUAUCCUUAGCUUGCUGCGAGUGUGGCUUUGAGGUUAGGGGAGUCUGUCAUGUUGGUCUGAGGUGAAAGCUGAGCUCAUUUAUAUUCCAAAUUUGGGCGACGGUUUGUACAAAACAACAAAUAAAAGGCUGCGCAGAAACCCAGCAGCCGCCAAAGCUACCUGCGACGCAGUUAUGAGAAAUGUAACAUGCCAGCCGUUAACAGCAAGCAGGAAAUCUAGAUAUAAUACAUGAAACAAAUUGCACUGCUGCCAGUAGUAACUGCAGCUUCAGAACGCUUCCUGGCUGACUUGUGGUCGUUCAGCAGAUGUGACACAAACAAGGCUGGCUGGUCUUUUUUGAGUAUUCAGAGCUUUUUGGUUUAAUUUUUUUUUGCCUUUCUCUAGUGCACCAAGCCAGCGCUUUCAGUAAUGGCACUUCCACUGGCAUACUGAGGUUUUAAUGAGACUUACAAAUGCUCAGGGUCAAAUGUUAAAUGUUCUGUGUCAAUGCUUGUUCAUGUUCUUCUUCCAUUGUCUUUCAAUAAAAAUUUGAUCACAACUUGA